AUGGACCAGGCGCUGCUGGGCGAGGCGGCCGCGGCCGCCUGCCGCUGCCCGCUGCCCCGCGGCGACAGCCCGCUGAGCCGCCUGCUGCGCUGCCUGCUCUCGGCCCGCCGCUCGCUGGAGAUCUGCCUCUUCGCCUUCUCCAGCCCGCAGCUGGGCCGCGCCGUGCAGCUGCUGCACCGCCGCGGCGUGCGCGUCCGYGUCGUCACCGACGCGCAGUACAUGGCCCUCAACGGCUCCCAGAUCGGCCUGCUCCGGCACGCCGGGAUUCCYGUGCGUCAUGACCAGGAGGAUGGUUUCAUGCACCACAAAUUCGCCAUCGUGGACAAGAAGAUGCUCAUCACGGGCUCCCUCAACUGGACCACUCAGGCCAUCCAGAACAACMGGGAGAACGUGCUGAUUGUGGAGGACGCGGAGUACGUGAAGCCUUUUCUGGCCGARUUUGAAAGGAUUUGGGAAGAAUACAACCCCACCAACUAUAAGUUUUUUUCCAAAAAAACAGAGUAA
Messenger RNA from Nothoprocta perdicaria, 504 nucleotides. RefSeq names its product phospholipase D family member 6 (gene PLD6). The record is from RefSeq and is a predicted model, not a curated record. Gene Ontology annotation, cellular component: mitochondrion. Gene Ontology annotation, biological process: piRNA processing. Gene Ontology annotation, molecular function: RNA endonuclease activity producing 5'-phosphomonoesters, hydrolytic mechanism. The coding region runs from base 1 to 504 and encodes 167 amino acids. The transcript has 3 exons. Lineage: Eukaryota; Metazoa; Chordata; Aves; Tinamiformes; Tinamidae.